CCUCAUGUUCCUCCACAGACCCGGCAGAAACUGCCUCGUCCUCGUCGUACUUCCUACCGGAGCUGAUCCCACUGGUCGCGAGCCGACUGACGACCCUACAGGAUUUCUUCGCCCUCCGCGCCACCUGCCGCACCUACCAGGCUCUCCUCCCGCUGUCGUCGUCCAACCUCGCUUCCCAGGGUCCGCUCCUCCUCGUCCCCCACAAGGCAUCUUCCUUGGAAGCCCUCUUCCACAUCCCACUCCGCCGCAUCCUCCGCUUCCGCCUCCCCCGCACUGCGCUAAGCUAUGGCUGCUGCCGCGAAAUCCUCUACAUAUCCUCUAAAUAGCUAAAAUAUCAGCAGAACCCUCCAAAAUCAUCUCUCCCACCAGAAAAAUUUCCGCUAUUUGCCGCGAUUGCCCGCUAUGGCGGCCGCAAUAGCUGCUGGGAGAGGCCGCGGCGAAAUCGUUUCUCCCGCGAUCUUAAUCUAUGGUCGGCAUCGAAGACAGCGAUGCCGUGGGCAGCCACCGCGAGCUCCACAUCUGCCACCUCCUCACAGGCGAGCAACUCCGCCUGCCUGAUCCCCUGAAAUACUACGAAGGAAUUGUCUUUGCCGGCGACCUCAUUCUCACCUUUAAUCGAUACCACCACAGCGUCCACUACUGCCGCAUUGGGGACAAUCACUGGCGUGAGGCGCGGUCCGAUGAAGGCUACAGGUUUCGUGACCUGAUUUUCGUGAAAGGCACCCUCUACGCAUUGAUCUAUCCAAAUUACUGCCUCGCUGUCGUUGAGCUUGACAACACUUCCGUGGUAUUGUCAUAUCUUGGAGAUGCAUUAAGUGCAGAGAUAGUUCCGUAUUGUUCGAUGUUCUGGCUUGCAGAGUGCCGCGGUGAGCUAUUGCUCAUUGUCUCUGAGUACCGUGCACUCCGGUACCAUGUUUUACGGUUGCAAGAGAGGAAAUGGGCGAGGACUACUAGCCUCGGUGGUUGUAGCUUGUUCUUUAAUAUUCUUCAGUUUGCUGGUUGCCUUGGUCCCGAUCAUCCGACAGUUCGAAGGAACUGCUUGUACUUCAUUAGGGUCCCUGGUGAGUGUAUCGAGUAUUCUUUGGUUGAUGGAUCUUUGCAUAAACUCGCUGCCGACUACCCAGGGCGAGCAACGGAGGAUUACGGACAAUUUGCUUGGGUCCUCCCAAGCAUUUUAUGAUGCAAUACAAUGGGUAU
This is a messenger RNA of Triticum aestivum (bread wheat), 1197 nucleotides long. RefSeq lists its product as uncharacterized. The record is from RefSeq and is a predicted model, not a curated record. Lineage: Eukaryota; Viridiplantae; Streptophyta; Magnoliopsida; Poales; Poaceae. The transcript has a single exon. The coding region runs from base 467 to 1180 and encodes 237 amino acids.